AUCGAGGAGGUUUUUAGGGUGGUGGUGGUGUUGUGAGGAGCUGCUGCCGCUGCUCUCCAGUCUCCACCGAUGGCGAUCAAGAACAUGACGGUGGCGGCGACGACGCGGUCGCUGGACGCGGACAUGACGGUGGACGAGUUCAAGGAGUGGCUGCGGCGGUUCGACACGGACCAGGACGGGCGCAUCAGCCGCGACGAGCUGCGGCGCGCUCUGCGUGCCAUCCGCUCCCGGUUCACGGGGUGGAGGAGCAGGCAGGGCAUCAGUUAUGCCGACACAGACGGCGACGGCUACAUCGACGACAGCGAGGUCGAUGGCCUCAUCGAGUUCGCGCAGAAGAACCUCGGCCUCAAGAUCGUCGCCUACUGAUCUCACAUGGAGCGCGGCGCGUGGCGGGCGGGGGGUGGGACGCACUGGCUCGCCAUGAGCUAUAGCUAUAGCGACAAUGCAACUCACCAUCACUCUCUCCGGCUAAAAUAAGAGCUGCUUGAUCUAUCAUCGCUUGUCUGUUAAAAUUGCUUUCCAUGUACUUAGUCUAUUCGAGUUCGGGAUCACGCACUAGCUCUCUACGCUGUUGUUGUGUGAUCUAUGUAAGGUGUGUAUAAUGGUACCCGUGCGUGGCUGCCUUCGUCGGCUUGCAUAGCCUAGCUCCGGCCGUGUCAUGGGUGCUAUGAUGUUAAUUUGUAUAACUCAUUAUGAUGUACAAUUUAUAUUUUAAAUAUUUUUUCAUAUGACAAAAUAAAAGUAAAUUUGUUCAU
Molecule: messenger RNA, 755 nt
Organism: Zea mays
Lineage: Eukaryota; Viridiplantae; Streptophyta; Magnoliopsida; Poales; Poaceae
Product: EF hand family
Exons: 1
Coding region: 70-366 (98 amino acids)
Molecular function (GO): calcium ion binding
Source: RefSeq, marked provisional